GGCUUUGUCCCACGCUCCCGCAAAUAUGUCCCAAUAUUCCGCAAGGAUUAAACCUUUCCUGCCUGUCGACUUUUUCGGCCAUCAAGUACCCCGUCCGCUGCAGCGGAUUGAGUCAUUGCGUGAUGAUUUGCAGCCGAUUCUGAAGCUGUUAAAGUCGUACAUGGAAAUACUUGGUCAAAAGGGGAGUGUCGCAAAGCAUCUCCACAUGCCUCUUUUUAGUAGCAGGAUCGAAGACAGGAUAAAUGGUUUGUUCAGCAGCUCUCGACCACAGGUCGUGAAUUUGGCCAUCGACAAUAUCCAUUGUGGGGUUCAUCCUAGUUGGGUUGAUUUAAUCCAGGAAUCAAUCUCGAAAGAUCAAUUUGAGUUAUGCGAUGAGCACAGGUACCGCUGUUUUUUUCGAGGUAUCGCCAUGGAAAUGAGCAAAUCUGAUUGUGAUGCACUUUCAUCCGACGUGCUUCGAAAGUUGCUAGAGGCACCACCCGAGCCCGGCGAUAUGCAAACAGAGCGAGAGGCCAGAGCUCAGUUGAUUCAAGACUUGACAAACUUGGAAGAAGACAUCUCAGAAAUGAAUGGAAGGGUUCAGACAAUUCUCAAAACUAUGCAGGAGCAAGAUCCUCACUGUGAACGAGAUUCUCCAAGGCUACAAUCCUCAGAGCCACCCAUGGAAACCAAUAUGGGUGAUGUGGAUACAAACACAGAUCUCGCAAUUCACACUGAAACUAGAACCGCGGCAGAACCAAGCCUUGAACCUAGUUUGGACGGAGAGACAAGCAAUAGUAUUCCGAGGCUGAGCAUAUCUGGAGAGAAUAGUCACACACCACCAGUAAGGGUAGUGUCCGGAUGGAGCCCUUCGGAAAAAAGACAGUUACGCACUUUUUUAAAAACGCGGGGGCAUCUGAGUUGGUCCCGAAUAGCACAGGAAUAUGAGGAGAUAUUUCAUAAAGGAAGAAGCAUCUCAUCUAUCCGUGGUCAAGCUCGCUGUCUAGGUCUCUCCGUUGGACGCCAGUCAAGGAAAAAGCCUGGACGGCCAAAACGGCGUGAUCCGUUGGUGUUGAGAGUUCGUUUUCCAUCAGAUUCAACUGAACAGACUACAUCCACCGAGUCCGCCCCAACAAGAGCUCGUGUUGGCGAGGAUAUUUCUCUAGAGACCUCUGAGCACGGCUACCAAAUGCAAGAAGCGACAAGGUCGCCUGAGGAGGGUCUUCCAGUCAGUUCUUAUGUUGGGCCCAGUCUUCCUCCGAUGGGGCAAUUCAGCCCAAAUGAGAAUUCUGCAGAAUUUCGACAACCAAAUCAUCAACCACCAGGGUCCUUUGGCUUGAUAUUGAAUUGAAUAUCAAAGAACAUCUCGAUGACCAAGGGCGCGCUCAUUUUUGAAUGGAGGAAAAUCAAUACGCUGUAUUUUAAAAAUCCACAGGAUUUGAAAUCCGGAUCUGUAAAGUGUGGAAUUAGGCGUGUACCUUAUACAGGAAUGACGGCUUGCUUUAGCGACUACAGGAUUUGGUGGAUGGUUGGUUGAUUGGUCUCACACGCUGGUCCCUCGCAUUUACACAAUUUGCAACUAACUCAUAUUCAAGAUAACUAAUUCAUAACUUCAUUCUCCCGGGCCUUCCGAGCG
Molecule: messenger RNA, 1615 nt
Organism: Penicillium subrubescens
Lineage: Eukaryota; Fungi; Ascomycota; Eurotiomycetes; Eurotiales; Aspergillaceae
Product: SANT/Myb-like DNA-binding domain-containing protein
Exons: 2
Coding region: 26-1330 (434 amino acids)
Source: RefSeq, a predicted model, not a curated record